This is a messenger RNA of Notothenia coriiceps (black rockcod), 600 nucleotides long. Its product is annotated as methylsterol monooxygenase 1. The record is from RefSeq and is a predicted model, not a curated record. The coding region runs from base 1 to 600 and encodes 199 amino acids. NCBI's taxonomy places the organism in Eukaryota, Metazoa, Chordata, Actinopteri, Perciformes, Nototheniidae. The transcript is spliced from 3 exons.
AUGUCACGGACCAAUCAGCGAAGCGGCUCGGCCCCUCGACGUCGGUCUCCUCUCCUCUCAACCAAUCAGCUUGUUCGAUAUGACUGUACUUCAUAUGGCCGGCUGCCUCAGUGUCAGGUAGACGGGACGAUCCGCGACAAGUCUUCUCUCCUGUCCUGCAUUCAUCUGACACUGACCAUCAUGGAGGUGAACGGCACGGCGGACAUCUUGAGCUCUGCCUACCUGGCGGUGGAGUACAUGGAUGCGGUGUUGCCAGAAAACCCCCUCCAGCCCUCCAUGAAACACGCCUGGGACUACAUGAUGGACAACUACACCAAGUUCCAGAUUGCCACCUGGGGGUCGCUCAUCGUCCACGAGUUCAUCUACUUCCUGUUCUGCCUCCCCGGAUUCCUCUUCCAGUUCUUGCCCUUCAUGCAGAAAUACAAGAUCCAACAGGACAAGCCGGAGACCUGGGAGAAACAGUGGAGGUGUUUUAAGAUGCUGCUGUUCAACCAUUUCUGUAUCCAGCUGCCGUUGAUCUGUGGGACUUACUACUUCACUGAGUUCUUCAACAUCCCUUAUGACUGGAACUCCAUGCCACGCUGGUCAGUGGAAGUAUAA